GGGAAGGACUGGAGAGCAAGAGAGUGAACGCAAGGGAGAGAGGAAGAGUUGUGGAGGAGACGAAAGCUUCUUUGUUCAGCCUGGUUCUGAAUAGGAGAUCAGGGGUCUCUCUCUCCCUCUCUCUUUCUCUCACCCUCUGUUUCAUUCGUUUCUCGCAACACACUCUUCAUUCUUUGUCACCAGCUGCUCACCAGGUUUCACCAUGACCCGCCCCUCCGCCUCCUCAAUUGGACUCAUCUUCCUUCUGAUUGGCUACGCUGCAGCAGGACCUGAGCCUGACCUGCGGCCUCGAGCGGUGCGUUCAAGUGCCUGUCAGGAGCACAAAACCCUUCAUGACCGCAUGGAUAUAGUGGAGAAGAAAGUGGAGGACACAGUUGAGAAGUUGGAAGUUGAGCUGGCUGCCCUCCUGGAUGCCAUUGAAGCUCCGAGCUGGCGCCCCCUCUUGGACAAUCCAGGAAAGACAGUGGUCGAUAUCCUGGAAGACCCAGGGCAGAGGGGCCAGUAGUAAACAUCCAUGGAAGAGGGACUCAAGAAGACUCUUGAAUUCAGACAUUGUAGGAUUAAAUUGGUUUCCAUGACUCAAAUUUUUUUAAACAAUUUUUUAAAACUGCGUAUAUGCACUUCAUCUGUAUAUCAAAAUGAUUUUUUUUAACUUAAGAGGAGGCACAAGGCCAAGCUUGUCUGCAUUUUUUACUCUUACUAAUCCAGUGAUAGAUUUCAGUCCUAGAUUCUUCCCCCUGCAGUCAAUCGUGGCACAGCUCAUGUUUACAAUGCUAUUCAAAGAGAUGCAGUCACUUUGGAUGUCUCGGCUCAGUCCAUUUAUACCCCUGCUCUUCAUUGCCCUCUGCUGUCUGCAGACAAACUGUGCCUUUAAUGCUGUACUUGAGUGGAAGUGACAAAGACGAAGAGACACCAAAUAACUGGAAGGAGAUUUAUUUCUUUAUCAAAGCAGUUAAAGCAGCAUUUUUUUAAACACAUGGAGCAGUUUUAGUUGGUAGUUCAGUAACAAGGCUUUUUCACUGAUUCCCCGUAAAAAUCCUGCAGCACAAGAACAUUAUGCAAAAUAGGAUCACAAGAAGGAGAAGAGUGGCAUAAAUCCCAUGACCUUCUUGAUUUGUUUUCUCAACAGGGCACUGAGUUUCAAACCGUAUCCACAGAGUUAAGACAUCUACAGUAUGGUAUGACUCGAGAGCAUCCAUCAAAAAAACAGUUGAAUAGGAGACAUGCUGUUGCUGGUGAAACACUAACACAAUGGCUUUUUUGAAACACCUAAUGGCAUUCUGAACGUUAACAUGUUAGGAGGGUUUGCACACAUGGCCCAAUUACGAAUGAUCACUGAUAUCAAGGAAAUGCCACAACUGUAGAUUAGCAUUGUAACUUAAGCUACACUUAAAUUAACUGUCAAAAUCAGUCAUUAUCCAUUUACAAAUGAUUAACAUUACACACCCAGUUCAGGCCUAUGUUGAUUCUGAUAGUGUGUAGACGGAUGUAAUGAAUUUAAUAAAUAACUGACCUUUCUUUUCCACAAA
Messenger RNA from Micropterus dolomieu (smallmouth bass), 1529 nucleotides. Its product is annotated as placenta-specific protein 9-like. The transcript has 3 exons. The record is from RefSeq and is a predicted model, not a curated record. NCBI's taxonomy places the organism in Eukaryota, Metazoa, Chordata, Actinopteri, Centrarchiformes, Centrarchidae. The coding region runs from base 203 to 505 and encodes 100 amino acids.